AUGGCCCAAGUGCUGGGGUUGCGAAGGCUGCAGGAGUAUUUCCAGGUGCUCAACGCAAUCCUGUCAGACCUCAUGUCUCGCAUCUGGAUGACAUACCGGAGGGGGUUCCCUCCAAUAUGCGGCUCUGGCAUCACCAGCGAUGUUGGGUGGGGUUGCACGCUACGAAGUGGCCAGAUGCUGCUUGCUCAGGCGUUGGUGUACCACCUGGUGGGGAGGCAGUGGCGGCGGAAGCUGGAGGCUGCCUACCCAGAGGAAGUUGCGCAGGUGCUGCAGUGGUUUGGUGACCAGGCCUGCGAGCAGCGCCCCUUCUCCAUCCACAACAUGUGCACCACCGGGCAGACCCAUGGGGUGAAGGCGGGGGACUGGCUGGGGCCCUCAGGGCUGUGCCACACGCUGGCAGACAUGGUCAACAAGGUGCAGCCGGGCGGCCUCCAGUGCCGAGUGGUCGCCACCUUCGGCGGCGGCGCACCGGUGCUCUGCACAUCCAGGCUGGCGACGGCGUUUGAGGGGGGCGCGGAUCGCAGCGGGGGCGAGGUGGGAAGCUCGGGCAGCGAAGAAAGUGGCCCGGCCGGGCAGGGCCUGCUGCUGCUCAUCCCCCUCAUGCUGGGCCUGAACGGCAAGAUCAAUCCGCGGUACUGUGCCCAGCUGCAGCAGCUGCUGACCUGGCCGCAGAGCGUGGGCAUCGUUGGGGGGCGUCCCUCCUCCUCCCUCUACUUCAUCGGCUUACAGGACCAGCAUGUGCUCUACCUGGACCCCCACGAGGUGCAGGAGGUUGCCAGCGAGGCGGCUGACCUGGACACCUACUUCUGCAGCUCACUUCGCCUGAUGCCCCUGGCCAACAUCGACCCCUCCCUCGCCAUCGGCUUCUACUGCAGCUCACUGAGCGAUUUUGAGGAUCUGUGCGGGCGGCUGCGGACGCUGGAGGCGGAGGCUGGUUGCGCGCCGCUGGUGUGUAUGGUGGACGAGGAUGCGGGUGAGCCCAGCUGGCCGGCCGAGGAGGUCCUCUCAGACGAGGGGAUCCCCAGCGAUGCCGACUCCCCUGCGCCCCCCGCCGGUGGCGCCAACCGGGACAACUGGGAGAUGCUGUGA
This is a messenger RNA of Coccomyxa subellipsoidea C-169, 1089 nucleotides long. Its product is annotated as peptidase C54. Bases 1 to 1089 code for a protein of 362 amino acids. Gene Ontology annotation, molecular function: protein-phosphatidylethanolamide deconjugating activity. The transcript has 9 exons. The record is from RefSeq and is a predicted model, not a curated record. Lineage: Eukaryota; Viridiplantae; Chlorophyta; Trebouxiophyceae; Coccomyxaceae.